AUGUACUCUGUCGUCGAUCUCCACGCCAUAACCGGGACCCAGCAAGCAAAGCAGCUCAGACAAUGGAAGAGGGAAACACUGGCCGCCUUGAUCGCCGCCGGCAUUGAUCCCGAACGUUCAACAUUGUUCUAUCAGUCUUCGGUCGCGGCCCAUACAGAACUUAUGUGGAUCUUGAGCUGCACAGCUUCCAUGGGUUACCUGUCGCGCAUGACGCAGUGGAAGAGCAAAUUAUCCUUAUCCUCUGAUGCAACAAUCCUUGACGAGAGUGCCAAAGCAUCAUUGAAACUCGGCUUAUUUUCUUACCCCGUUUUGCAAGCCGCCGACAUUCUUGUUCACAGGGCAACUCAUGUCCCCGUCGGUGACGACCAAAGGCAGCAUCUGGAGUUUGCUCGGGAAUGCGCCAACAACUUCAAUCAUACCUUCGGCUCGCACCUUGUGCCACCUGAAACCAUCACUCCGCCUACUCGCCGGGUUAUGUCAUUACAACGCCCGGCCGAGAAGAUGUCAAAAUCGGCGAAAGAUUCCAGGUCACGCAUUGUUAUCACAGACCGGCCAGAAGAGAUCCACAAGAAGGUGAUGAGCGCCUUGACAGAUUCAUCAAAUGUAGUUUCUUACGACCCCCAUGAACGCCCGGGGGUGUCAAACUUGUUGGAAAUCCUGUCCGUUUUCGAUGGCAAGGGACGGACCCCAUCCCACCUAGCCCAAGAAUACUCUCAAGCUUCUUUGAAGGAUCUCAAGCAGGCUGUUUCUGAAGCUGUCAUCUGUGGUCUAUCUGGUUUUCGAGAACGAUACUUAGACCUUAUCUCGACUGAUGAGGGAAGGUACCUCGACUCCGUUGAGGCCCGAGGAGCGGAGAGGGCCCGUCAAAGUGCGGAAGAGACCAUGGUUGUUGUCAGAGAAGCCACAGGCCUGUAG
This is a messenger RNA of Colletotrichum aenigma, 915 nucleotides long. RefSeq names its product Tryptophan--tRNA ligase. Gene Ontology annotation, molecular function: tryptophan-tRNA ligase activity; ATP binding. Gene Ontology annotation, biological process: mitochondrial tryptophanyl-tRNA aminoacylation. NCBI's taxonomy places the organism in Eukaryota, Fungi, Ascomycota, Sordariomycetes, Glomerellales, Glomerellaceae. The record is from RefSeq and is a predicted model, not a curated record. Bases 1 to 915 code for a protein of 304 amino acids. The transcript has 5 exons. Gene Ontology annotation, cellular component: mitochondrial matrix; mitochondrion.